GACAAAGAAACUUCAUGAACACAAUAAGUGACCUAAAAACAAGCCUGAAGGACGCGACAGCGGGUGAAAAUGCUCCGUCUCCUCUGCUGUUGCUGCGUCUCCAGCCGCAGCCCCAGCGAGAGGCAGCCUUUGUUGCAGCCCGGACCUCCAUCUGAAGUGGCUGAAGCUGAAUCAGCCAGACGGCCCCCCUCAGCUCACAAUGAUGCUCCGACAGCGAAAAGGAGUGGAAAGCUGGUGAUGAGACGGGUGAAUGUGCCGGAGUUGGAUCAGAGAUUUACCGACUUGGCAGAGAUAUUCAAUGAGCAGCAGGAACACUACCAAGCCAUGGUUGGACACAUCAGAAAGCUGAAACAGACCUACGACAGUGCAGACGUUGAUAACCUGGCUUUUGCUGAGUGCAUAGGGGCAAUGAGGAAGGAGCAGGAGACUACAUACAGGGUGUCUUUGAAGAUGAAGGGCUAUGACUUUGCCCUCAUAUUGGAUCCUGUGAGCCCAGAGGGAGAAACUGAGGAGGAGCCAUUGCCUCCAAGACUGCAGAGAGCCCAGAAUGAGUUCAGGGGGGUUUCAGACAGCGCUAAAGCCACCGUCUCAAAGGGUGCCAAACUCCUACAGCUUACAGACUGGCUGCUCCGGAACAACAGUCAACUGGUUGAGCAAGUGAAGGGAGCAGCAGAAACCUACCAAGAACAAGGAAGACUGAAUGACAACCUGGAAGAGAAUAUCAAGGAAGUGAGAAGGGCUAAAGAGUUAUCACAGAGAUACAAGAAACAGGUAGAUGAAGUUUACACUGAAGCUGCACAGAUAGCAGGGAUUGCUGUGUAAUUCCCACAGCUUUUAAAUAGUUCAUUUAAAUGGAAAAAGAAAAAAAAUCACAUCUUUUUUAUAUAUGUUAUUAUCUGGAACAGCUGAAUUACAAGCUUUAGAAAUGUUCUGUCUUUGUGACCGCAUGCUUGAUGGAAGACUUUGAAGUUUUGAAUUUAAAAUUUUCUCUUAAAUGUUAAUGAAGCAGGAAAACGAAAACAUUUUGCAUGUGGGAAACUAGAUCAUAGCAAAGAACGUUGCAUGUCUUUGUUUUUGUUUUUUUCCUUUUUCUUUUACAAAAAAAGAUAAAACAGCGGUGGGCAAAUUUAUCAUCAGCAAAGUACUCAGAAUCGAGGUAAGUUUUAGACUUUGUUUCUUAGACUAAAGAAAAUCAUCUUCAGAGGUUAAAAAUGCCACCAGAUAAUGUACAUCGCUAUACUUAGACAAUUAUCUAUAGAAAUGUUUAUUUUUUCAUCAAUUAUAGCAAUUUUUUUCAACUGCAAAACUACAUAUUGUCUAGGCAUUUUGUUGGCUUUUGUAGGCUUACAGACUCAGAUUAUUUGUUAGCUUUUUUAAUUGAUGUUUGUCCUCAUUUUUAUUAUUUCACUUGUGUUAUUUUUUUUACCACUGUCUUUUUUUGUUUUCUGUAUUUGCUUUAUUUCAGUUUGAUUCAUGAUUCAAUGAUCAAAGACACUUUUAGUCACGAUUCAUGUUGGUCUUAAAUUUAAAUAAUAAUGGCCCUAAAUAUCUUAGAAUUAACUUACUUAGACUGACUAAAGCACUGUUCGGCACCUUGUUUUGAUUUUAAUUGCACUUGUUAGAUUUCUUGCAGGAUAUUACACAUCUUAUGCGCUUUUUUGCCCCUCGAUGCCCAAAUACAUUUUGGGCAUACAAAAUGUAUUUUGUAGCAAAAAAAUAAAUUUUGCUACAAUGUAUUUUAACAAAAUGUAUUUGGGCAUUGUACAGCAGCAAAAGUGCUUGUCAAAUGUAAGCAUAAGAUAAAGAAAAAACAACAGCACUAUUAAUAAGACUACAAAAAACAAAAAUGAAAAUAAUAAAAUCAACACAUCAAACUGGAAAUGUAAAUCUUGACAUGUAAAAAUGCAGUUGCAUAUAGUGCUUUUUCUAUUUGACCAAAAAUAAGUUAAUACAAGAAUACAGAAAUUAAUUUAUCCAUCCGUUGCCUCCACAUGAAUAUCCUUUGAGGGUCACAGUGAGGACAGCCUGAAAAAGGCAAAUUCAGAAAUAUAUUAAUUUAGGGUGUGAUGCUUAUUUUCUUUUUUUUUCUAUCAUCUAUAUACUGUGGUUUUAGUGGUAUAGUAUAAUGAGAAAAUCCAGGGCCCACAUAUUUUUUUUAGACCACAUAUUUUAAGCUUAUCUACAUAUCGUAUGCCUAUCAGUAACCUACCUGUAAUCAAUUUUCUUGAGCACAUAACUAUAAAAAACAGAAGGGGGCAGCAGAGAGUCAGUUUACAGCUUGGUCUUUGUCACAUUUUUAGACUUCACAGUCUGGAUUAAUAAAAUUUCGAUUUUCUUAGUCCAUUUAUUUUACAAUAAACAUGCUGAUAUU
This is a messenger RNA of Poeciliopsis prolifica (blackstripe livebearer), 2371 nucleotides long. RefSeq lists its product as uncharacterized. The record is from RefSeq and is a predicted model, not a curated record. The coding region runs from base 70 to 822 and encodes 250 amino acids. NCBI's taxonomy places the organism in Eukaryota, Metazoa, Chordata, Actinopteri, Cyprinodontiformes, Poeciliidae. The transcript has 4 exons.